Messenger RNA from Drosophila innubila, 860 nucleotides. RefSeq lists its product as uncharacterized. The coding region runs from base 140 to 658 and encodes 172 amino acids. The record is from RefSeq and is a predicted model, not a curated record. The transcript has a single exon. Lineage: Eukaryota; Metazoa; Arthropoda; Insecta; Diptera; Drosophilidae.
UCCUGCAUCGAGCAGCAGACGGACCACUACAGAGAUAAGCAGCAGCAACUCCAUCAAGACCUGGACCAAGACCAAGACCAAGAAUAAGAUCGGGAGCAGAAGCAGAAGCAACAUCAUCUUUUCCAGCAGCUACACUAGCAUGGCCUCAUUGCAGUUGCUGCUCUGCUGUGCUACAACACUUCUGAUUGCCAACUCUUUGGAGCUGACACCUCAGCUUCUCAGCGCCGCCGCCAAUGAGCAGGCGAGCAACAAGGCCAAGACGCAGUAUACUCCGUUUCCGCUGGUGGAUGAUGAUGUUGAUGUGGAGACCGUUGAGCUGCCCCUAGAUGUGGAUCAGGAUGACAACGUCGAGCAGUUGCCGCAUCCAACACGAUCGCAUCAUUCACUUCCACCUCCCUGGCUGCAGUUCGCCGAGGAUCCCGUCCCGAAGCCCAGGAUCAACAACAAGGCACCCUUUUUAAAACUGCCCAUGAUUGGCCAGCAACAACAGCAACAACACAAGCAUCCUCAUGGACAUGGAGGACACGGUGCAUGCACCAUUGAGAUUACCAGCAAAGUUCCUGGCGUCUGUGAACCCAUGGGCAUGGGAGUGGGAAGUGCCUGCAUCUCGGGUGAACUAAUGGAGGUUUACAGUGCCUCCCAUUGCUCAAAUUACUAAACACCAAGGAGCAUUCUCUCCCCCUCUCUCUCUCUCUCUCUCUCUCUCUCUCUCCGGCUCGCUCCAUUUGAAUGCAUGUUUGGUGUCUUUAUUAAGAGAUUUAGAUGGAGCAAUACGACUACCUGGUGCGCUUUCUGGCAAUUAAUGUGCACAAAUUAAAUUAACAACAACAUUUGUAUAAAUAAAGUUUAUUUAAUAAACA